This is a messenger RNA of Rhopilema esculentum, 2517 nucleotides long. RefSeq lists its product as uncharacterized. The record is from RefSeq and is a predicted model, not a curated record. Gene Ontology annotation, molecular function: DNA binding; identical protein binding. Gene Ontology annotation, biological process: endoplasmic reticulum to Golgi vesicle-mediated transport; COPII vesicle coat assembly. Gene Ontology annotation, cellular component: endoplasmic reticulum exit site. NCBI's taxonomy places the organism in Eukaryota, Metazoa, Cnidaria, Scyphozoa, Rhizostomeae, Rhizostomatidae.
CCGAGGCUUUGUUGUUGUGUCCUAACGGAACAAGAAGCGACGGUGGAGGAGGCCGCGGGCUGGGGAAGGUCAAGUGAAGAAACCGAAGAUUCUGUAUCGUUUUUUGAGAAAACGGCCUAAAUAUUGCUUAACAGAAACUAUGUCGACAGGGACAAUGAAUUUCCCUUCGCCACAAAUCGAUUUAUCUGGCAAGUUGAUAAUUAAAGCACAACUCGGAGAUGAUAUACGAAGAAUUCCGAUCCACAACGAGGACAUCACCUAUGACGAACUGCUGUUGAUGAUGCAACGGCUCUUCCGAGGAAAAAUAAGAAGCACUGAUGACGUGCUGAUCAAAUAUAAGGAUGAAGAUGGAGACUUGAUAACGAUAUUUGAUAGCACUGAUCUUUCAUUUGCAAAGUCGCUCAGCAGAUACUUGAAGAUCACUUUGUUUGUGAAUGAUAAGCCAAAACCAUUAGAACAUGACCAGGUGAAGGAAAUCAAAGCAGAGCUGCUUGUAAUGAGGGAUAAGCUUAAUGAUAUGAUAACCAGAUUGGAUGCAUUCUCUGAGGAACGGACUGUCAACAAGCAAUUUGCAAAUAGAGAAGCAGAAGCCACAAAGGAAGUCUCCCCACCACAAGCCCCUACGAACAACGAUGAAACAUCUCAUAUAGAAAAUGCCAUGGUGCUUAACUCGCUGAAUCAGCAUGUAUACAGAGCCGAUGAGUUACGUCAGCAGCCUCUUAUUGCUGCGCAAGUGGUCCGAGCACAGUCGUCUGAAAAUGUAAACAUGUUGGACGCAGGGCUAGGAGCCAAAAAGAAAGCGUCGGCGACAGCUACCCGGAGAAGGUUAGAAGACUUGACGCAUCAGCUCGGAAUAAAUCCGUUUCGUAAAAGAGACAAUAUAAGCACACAGGAAAAUUUACAGCCACAACUAUCGCUAUUAAAUACGCAACAGAGUGCGGAGAGACACGUGGUUGAAGAAGAUAGUCAGCAGUCUAAAGCUGCAAUGCAAGCGUCGUUCAUGCGCACGGACUUCGAGGGACACGUACCGGUAUUGCAAACUGAACAGCCUAUGAAUAUGACAGAGAGUGCAGAUGCUAGGCCGAUGGGUAAUAUAGACACUGGCAACGCUCCAGGGCCUAGCAGGGACCAGCAAAUCAGUGUGGCAGAUAAUAAGUCGGACAGGAGUACACAGCUCUUUAAACCGGGUGUGAAUGGGAAGGAAGGGAACCAGGCAGCAAGCAAGAGGCAAAGAAAAGCUUGUGGGUUUAAGACCAGGUUUUCUGACUAUACAAAAAAUGUACUGGAACAUGCAUACGAAUUUAACGCAGAGGGUGCGCCUGGUAGAAAGCACUUAGAGCCGGGUAUUGUUAAGAAACUUUCCGAUAAGUGUGGAAUUUCUCAUGAGCAAGUAAAACAGUGGGUACGAAAUCGAAAUAAAAAAGUGAGAAGACGCUGUCAGAUCUCAGAAACGGAACUCGAUUUAAGAGCAGAUGAAGAUAGUAUGGAAGCAACCUAUCAGUUUUCAAGGUUAAGAGAAGAAGGCAUACGACCGUCCUUUACUCUGAACCAAUAACUUUAGAAGCGUUUAUCUAGUCCAUAUUUUGUUACAAGAAAGGCCAGGGUGCUAGCCUCCUGUAUCCUGCGAUUUUCAGCUCUUUUUUUAGGAAAACCCGACCACCAUCCCCAAGCAUUUAUUUGUUCCUCUCGGUACUUGCAGUGAACUGGGCUGUGAAGUUUAUAUUCAACUUUCGAAAUCGAACGGGUUUUAGCGAUUUGGUUGUAAAAAACCUUUGAAUAUUGUCUUAGUGGUUUAAAUUUUACCUGUUUGGUGUCGAAAUUACAAAUAAAUUUUAUUAUUUGCAAAAGUUUAUAAUUUUGUGCAAAAUAGCAAUGUCCCCUUUAUGAGGUAGAGGUAAUUCAUUUGGUGUGAUAAGGAAAAAAAAGGAAAAUAAUAAAGGGAAGUUAUGAUGUUAUGGGUUUGCUGCCUUCCAAAUGUUACUUUACAAAUUUUGAUGCAAUUUAAAAUUAGAACUAUUUUUCAAUAAGACAGUGCAUUUUUCAAAUCUUUUGCUUUCCUAAGAAAGUUCAAGCUUGAUCAAGAGAGUUACUAGAUUCGGGUUGGCUCGUCAGAAGUUAGUCGCCAGUAUAUAGGACUUCUUCCUAGGAGAUAGAAUGCCUAAAUAUUACCAUAAAACCAUCAUCAUUUCUUUUUUGUCCGCCUUGCUGUCUCGUAAUGAACUUUUUUAUUUCUUUUUUUGUAAAAUUUCUUUUUUUGUAAAACAUAUGUGAUGUGCCUUGAUUCGUUGCUAGCUUUGUUUGUAUUUUUGUCCUCCGGGCAAUGUGAUUUUGUCAAGAGAUAUUUUAGCGAUAGAUUUUAUUUAGCAGAAAAAUUAUCUUCUAUGUUUUUUCUUUGUAAAUACUUACAUAUGUUAUGCUUUGUAUAUUUUGAAGCGAGUAUGACGUAUGUAUAUUAGAAGCUAUUUCUCUUAAGGGGAAUUCGGUAACACAGAAAUGUACAUUUCUUAGUUAUUAUUA